Molecule: messenger RNA, 4433 nt
Organism: Chiroxiphia lanceolata (lance-tailed manakin)
Lineage: Eukaryota; Metazoa; Chordata; Aves; Passeriformes; Pipridae
Gene: INTS4
Product: integrator complex subunit 4
Exons: 23
Coding region: 50-2959 (969 amino acids)
Biological process (GO): snRNA processing
Cellular component (GO): integrator complex
Source: RefSeq, a predicted model, not a curated record
GCCUCGCGGCCCGCUCGAUGGUUCCCCUUCCGGGUCGCUGUCCGGCGCCAUGGCGGCGCACCUGAAGAAGCGGGUGUACGAGGAGUUCACCAAGGUGGUCCAGCAGCAGCACGAGGACCUAUCCACCAAGAAGCUGCGUCUGACCAAGCCCAGCAAAUCGGCAGCACUCCAUGUUGACCUGUGCAAAGCCACCUCGCCUGCAGAUGCCCUGCAGUACCUGCUCCAGUUUGCCAGGAAGCCCGUGGAAGUGGAGAGCGUGGAAGGGGUUGUCAGGAUCCUGCUGGAGCAUUAUUACAAGGAGAAUGAUGCCUCGGUAAGAUUGAAGAUUGCAUCCUUGCUGGGCUUGUUGUCUAAAACUGCAGGAUUUUCCCCAGACUGCAUUAUGGAUGAUGCCAUCAACACACUUCAAAAUGAGAAGUCUCACCAAGUUCUCGCUCAGCUGCUGGACACCCUGUUAGUGAUCGGCACAAAACUCCCUGAGAAUCCAUCUAUCAGGAUGAGACUGGUAGAGGUAGCCUGCAAGCAUCUGACAGAUUCUUCUCAUGGUGUAAGAAAUAAGUGUCUUCAGUUAAUUGGCUGUCUUGGACCAGUGGAAAAAGGCGUUGCAAAAGAAGCUGAAAGCCAGGCUGCCAAAGAUGUCCAGAAGAUAAUAGGAGAUCAUUUUAAUGACCAGGACCCUCGUGUUAGGACUGCAGCUAUAAAAGCCAUGCUGCAGCUUCAUGAAAGGGGAUUAAAACUACAGCAGGCUAUUUACAGUCAGGCCUGCAAGCUGUUGGCAGAUGAUUAUGAGCAAGUGCGUAGUGCAGCGGUUCAGCUAAUUUGGGUCCUCAGUCAACUUUACCCUGAAAGCAUUGUCCCAAUUCCUUCUUCUAAUGAAGAAAUUCGCUUGGUUGAUGAUGCCUUUGGAAAAAUUUGUCACAUGGUUAGUGAUGGUUCCUGGGUUGUUAGAGUACAAGCUGCUAAGUUAUUGGGUUCUAUGCAACAAGUUAGCUCCCAUUUCUUAGAGCAGACCCUUGACAAGAAGCUCAUGUCAGAUCUGAGGAGGAAGCGCACUGCGCAUGAACGAGCCAAGGAACUCUACAGCUCUGGCGAGUUUUCAAGUGGCAGAAAGUGGGGAGAUGAUGCUCCCAAAGAAGAAAUCGAUACUGGUGCUGUGAACUUGAUUGAGUCAGGAGCUUGUGGGGCUUUUGUUCAUGGCCUGGAGGAUGAGAUGUACGAGGUUCGAAUCGCUGCGGUGGAAGCCCUCUGUAUGUUGGCUCAGUCCUCACCUUCUUUUGCGGAGAAGUGCCUGGAUUUUCUGGUUGACAUGUUUAACGAUGAAAUCGAGGAGGUGAGAUUGCAGUCAAUACACACAAUGAGGAAAAUUUCCCACAAUAUCACGCUGCGGGAAGACCAGCUGGAUACUGUGUUAGCUGUCUUGGAGGAUUCUUCAAGGGACAUUCGGGAAGCACUUCAUGAACUGUUGUGUUGCACCAAUGUUUCAACUAAAGAAGGCAUCCAUCUUGCACUGGUGGAGCUCCUGAAAAACCUGACCAAGUAUCCUACAGACAGAGAAUCCAUAUGGAAAUGCUUGAAGUUCUUGGGAAGCAGGCAUCCCACCUUGGUGCUUCCAUUAGUCCCAGAGCUGCUGAGCACACAUCCAUUCUUUGACACUCCAGAACCAGACAUGGAUGACCCAGCCUAUAUUGCUGUUCUGGUUCUGAUUUUUAAUGCUGCUAAAAGUUGCCCAACAAUGCCUGCCCUGUUCUCUGAUCAUACAUUCAGACAUUACGCGUAUCUUCGGGACAGUCUCUCUCAUCUGGUCCCUCCAUUAAGAUUGCCAGGUAGAAAGCUGGUGUCCUCCCCUGUCUCUCCCAGUAUUACCCCACAUGAGGAUCCUUCCCAGCAGUUCCUACAUCAGAGUCUGGAGAGGGUUUACAACCUACAGCACCUCGACCCUCAGGGCAUACAGGAGCUGCUGGAAUUUACCAUCCGUGAUCUUCAGAGGCUUGGAGAACUGCAGUCAGAACUGGCAGGGAUGGCAGAUUUCACUGCGACUUACCUUCAGUGUCAGCUGCUCCUCAUCAAGGCCUUGCAGGAGAAGCUGUGGAACGUGGCAGCUCCUCUGUACCUGAAACAGAAUGCAUUAGCAUCUGCUGCAGCAAAACAGAUCUUGGAAGAAACCUACAAAAUGGAGUUCAUGUACAGCGGAGUGGAAAGUAGACAAGUGGUCAUUAUUCACCACAUGAGACUGCAAGCAAAGGCCUUGCAGCUUAUUGUGACUGCACGUACCACUAGAGGAGUUGAACCCCUUUUUGGGAUGUGUGAAAAAUUUCUGCAAGAAGUGGAUUCCUUCCAGAGAUGUUUCAUCUCUGAGCUCCCACAUAUGCAAGGCAGUUUUGUAGAUAAAUUGCUGGACUUAAUGCCCAGACUUGUGACGUCUAAGCCUUCAGAAGUGGUCAAGAUUCUUCAGACAACACUGCGACAAAGUACCUUCCUCCACCUUCCUCUUCCAGAGCAGCUCCAUAGAGCUACUGCAAAUAUCAUUGAGCCUACUGGUGAAUCUGAUAAUCCCCUGAGGUUUACAUCGGGGUUGGUUGUGGCACUGGAUGUUGAUGCAACUCUGGAACAUGUGCAAGAUCCCCAAGGAACUGUUAAAGUUCAGGUGUUGUAUCCAGAUGGACAAGCACAGCUAAUCCAUCCUAAACCAGCUGAUUUCCGAAAUCCUGGCCCUGGAAGGCACAGGCUGAUAACUCAGGUUUACCUCUCACACACAGCCUGGACAGAGCCAUGCCAGAUUGAAGUGAGGUUGCUACUGGCUUACAAUUCCAACACGAGCAAGGCAUCUGCUAGAAUUCCUAAAUCUACCUGGAGUGAGAGCUUGGAGACUCUCCCGCCAUCUGAAAAUGGCAUAGAGGGGACCAUACCAUUCAGCAAACCUGUCAAGGUGUAUAUAAUGCCCAAACCUGCCAGGCGGUGAAGUCUAUUGCUAAAAGAAACCUAUUUAUGGGAUUGCUGGGUUGGGUUACAAGAAAACAAGAUGCUCUGUCCAGGAGAGCAAACCAAACCAAAACAGACAUCAGAAUAAAGUUGCUGAAGAACAGUUGGUCUCCUCAGCAGCAGACAAAUACAGGAGUUAUUCAGCUAGUUAAGAGUGAUUUCAAGAAAAUGCAGGUCUUUUUACAUUGACUUAACAAAAACAGGACAGUUCUCAAUCAGCAUUGCAGUAGUAAUUUCACUGGGCUAUAUCUUCAGUUUUUAUGUAUCAAAAAUUUCUCUCCAAGGCCUGUACGUUUUCUGCUAUGUAUUUACUAUGUAAAUGCUUGGGCACAGAAAUCAAUGUUAUUUUUACAGUACUCUUAAGUGAAGCUGAGGAGUUCAGGGUUUUGUGGGGGUUUGUUCGUUUGGAUUUGGUCUUUUUUGUUUGUUUCUUUUGUGGAGGUUUUUUGUUUUGUUUUGUUUUUUUAGUGUCUAAAACUUGCAUUUGUGCACUGGUACCUAAUUUCUUAGUUAAAAAGCAUAUUCUAAAGUACUGUUGUUCUUGUGUGGGAACUGCACCUCCGAGGGAAAUUGCCAAUUGCCAUAGGCUAAAUCUGGAGCUGGUUUACAUCUUCUAUAGCUGUACUGAAGCUCGUACAGCUUUGGGGAGGGCACAGGUUGUUCAUGGUGCAGGAGGAGAAGGAACCUGUUCGUGCCAGCAGUAGAACUCCGGUCAGCAGGACAUGGAAUUUAGCUGAGUUACAGGAACAGAGCAGUUUGUUAUGGCUUUUGUUCGUUUGUGUGAAAUGGAGUCAAACAAUCUCCAUCCCUGAGGUGUAACUCAGCUCUCCUAUUGCACAUUUGUACAUCUUGAGGAACAACGUGAUCAAGUACCAGUUGGAAAAUUCCUAAUGACGUCGCACUAAGCUUUACAGGAUCUGUUUCUGUGUGGUGAUCCCGGCCUGAACCAAUACUUAGCAGGAUGAGAAAAAUCUACGUUUUUCAAUUCAGCAGUACUUUUGGCACUCAAAGGCUUUCUGAUCAGCUGAAGUAGCUGAACAUGCUCUCAAUUAAGCAGCAGUCAAGUAACUUGUCAUUGUUCCCUUCUGGAGGUGAGCUGGGACUACGGAGGAACAAGAACUUAGUUAAAACGUGAUCCAUCUGGCAUUCCUGACGGGAAGUGUGUCUGUGCAUCACUUCUGUGUGCCAGGCUUAGUGGACUGAGGAACCUCCUAUGAUUUGUAGCAAUCCUUUGGUAUGAUUUUCUAGGGAGACUUAAUGUGUGAAACAUUCUAGUGCAGCAGCCAAAUGCUACCUGUGUUCAUAAAUCAGUUGUUUUUUUGUUUUUUUUUUAAAAGAUGUAUUUUUAGCAAGUAAACAAAGCCGUGAAGAAAUACUUUCUGGUUAUGCAGAGAUUAGUGUAAAUAAUAACCCCUUAUGUGCUUUCCUGCAAUAAAAUUGGAAAACUCGUGCUA